Ylistrum balloti is the source of this 330-nucleotide messenger RNA. Its product is annotated as ovomucoid-like. Bases 1 to 330 code for a protein of 109 amino acids. The record is from RefSeq and is a predicted model, not a curated record. Gene Ontology annotation, molecular function: protein binding. NCBI's taxonomy places the organism in Eukaryota, Metazoa, Mollusca, Bivalvia, Pectinida, Pectinidae. The transcript is spliced from 3 exons.
AUGAAACUGACACUUUUUGUUUUGGCAAUUUGCAUUGCUGUUGCGAUGGGAAAUACUACUAGUGCCCCACGCAAAUUUAACAGAGCAUGUAAAUGUACGAAAGAAAUGGAUCAAGUUUGUGGUGACGAUGGCGUUACCUAUGACAACGACUGUCUACGAAGGUGCAAUGAAGUUGGUCUGCUGCACACUGGAGAGUGUGAGGAUGACUUGUGUAUCUGUGGCAGACGGUACUAUCCAGUGUGUGGUGAUGACGGACUUACAUACCCUAACGACUGCGAGAUGAACUGCAAAGGAGUGAAUUUUGACCACGACGGAAGCUGCGAUAAGUAA